CCCUUCCCCCCAGUUCAGACAUACCCCGCCCUUCUCGUUCUCUCUCUCUCUCUCCCUCUCUGCACUGCCAGGCUGUUUCCCCGUGCAGAACGCUGAUCUAGCUUAUUCUUGGUGCAGUAGGAAGGUCAGCGCUUCAUCGUUCGUGUUGUUCUCCUUUUCGUUCCUCUCCCGCGUCCUUCAGCUCUCCUGUUUCUCCGGUCCGCUCGGUUCAGUGUCCUCUCCCACCCGCUGCGGUUUCCACGGAAACCACUCGCUUCUUGCCCUUGGUGGACUGUUUCGUCAGCUUGUGGGAAGGAGGAAACAUAGCCCUGUAUCGGGGCCAUGAGCAUCUCCUGCUGAAUCUCAGGUUGUCUCCAGUAGAAGAUGUCCACAAUGGUCUACCCACGGGAAGAGAAGCUGGAGAAGCUGUCGCAGGAGGAGAUCAUCUCCAACACCAAGCUGGUGAUCCAGGGCCUGGAGGCGCUGAAGAACGAGCACAACUCUAUCCUGCACAGCCUGUUGGAGACCAUCAAGUGCCUGAAGAAGGAUGAGGAGGCCAACCUGGUGCACGAGAAGUCCAACCUCCUGCGCAAGUCGGUGGAGAUGAUCGAGUUGGGGCUGGGGGAGGCACAGGUGAUGAUGGCGCUGUCCAGCCACCUGAACGCCGUCGAGUCGGAAAAGCAGAAGUUGCGGGCGCAGGUGCGCCGCCUGUGCCAGGAGAACCAGUGGCUGCGGGACGAACUGGCCAACACCCAGCAGAAGCUGCAGAAGAGCGAGCAAAGCGUGGCCCAGCUGGAGGAGGAGAAGAAGCACCUGGAGUUCAUGAACCAGCUGAAGAAGUAUGACGAGGACGCAUCCCCGUCGGAGGAGAAGGAUGGAGAACCUCCCAAGGACUCUUUGGAUGACCUGUUCCCCAAUGAAGAAGAUGAGCACGGCCAAGGAAUGCAGCAUCAGCACAACAGUGCGGCGGUGGCAGCGGCCCAGCAGGGUGGCUACGAGAUCCCGGCCCGCCUGCGCACGCUGCACAACCUGGUGAUCCAGUACGCCUCGCAGGGCCGCUACGAGGUGGCCGUGCCCCUGUGCAAGCAGGCGCUGGAGGACCUGGAGAAGACCUCCGGCCACGACCACCCCGACGUGGCCACCAUGCUCAACAUCCUGGCCCUGGUCUACAGGGACCAAAACAAGUACAAGGAAGCCGCCCACCUGCUGAAUGACGCCCUGUCCAUCCGUGAGAAGACCUUGGGAAAAGACCACCCUGCGGUGGCCGCCACCCUGAACAACCUGGCCGUGCUCUACGGGAAGAGGGGCAAGUACAAGGAGGCAGAGCCGCUGUGCAAGAGGGCCCUGGAGAUCCGCGAGAAGGUGCUGGGCAAGGACCAUCCAGACGUGGCCAAGCAGCUGAACAACCUGGCCCUGCUGUGUCAGAACCAGGGCAAGUACCAGGAGGUGGAGCACUAUUACUGCCGGGCCCUGAAGAUCUACGAGUGCAGGCUGGGCCCGGACGACCCCAACGUGGCCAAGACCAAGAACAACCUGGCCUCCUGCUAUCUGAAGCAGGGAAAGUACAAAGAGGCGGAGAUCCUGUACAAAGAGAUCCUCACCCGCGCCCACGAGAAGGAGUUCGGAUCCGUGGACGGUGAGAACAAGCCCAUUUGGAUGCACGCUGAAGAGAGGGAGGAAAUGAGCAAAGGCAAGCACAGAGACAACACCCCGUACGUUGAGUAUGGCGGCUGGUACAAGGCAUGCAAGGUCAACAGCCCCACCGUGAACACCACCCUCCGGAACCUGGGGGCCCUGUACCGCCGACAGGGCAAAAUGGAGGCCGCGGAGACCCUGGAAGAGUGUGCUUUGCGAUCCCGCCGUCAGGGCCUCGACCCCGUCAACCAGACGUGCGUGGUGGAGAUUCUGAAGGAUGGAGAAGGUGAGCGCCGACGGAGCCGCGACAGCAUGGCAGGCAGCGUCAAGUACGAGAGCGGCUCAGACGUCAGCGAGGAAGUGAGUAUGGGAGUAGAGUGGAACGGGGAUGGCAGUGGGGCCCUGAGGCGCAGUGGCUCACUGGGGAAGCUGCGGGACGUGCUGCGCAGGAGCAGCGAGAUGCUGGUGAAGAAGCUGCAGGUGAACCUGCAGCCCGAGAUGCAGAGCAGCAUGAAACGGGCAAACUCUCUGAACUUCUUGAAUACCAGUGAUGAUUCCUUUCAGGGACCUGAGGCGGGGAGGCUGAGAAACAGCCGCGGUUUGAGCUCCAGCAACGUCGAUCUCUACAGUGGGAAAUAAACAGGCCCAGCAUCAGAUGCCUGUACCCCCUAACCCUGCCUUCCCUUGCCCCAUGCCGGUACCCCCGUCUCAGGACCUGUGGGCCCCCUCCUCACUCUGCAAACUGCUGCCCUGGGGGCGACGUGCCAGCUCCUUCCUUUCAGUGUAUCCCAAUCCACGGCAGUGCCGCCCCCAUUGUUUGUUUUUGAACCCUGCAGUGAAGCCUCUUCUCUCUUGGAUGCACACCUCUUUUUUUUUUUCUUGUGACUGUUUACACAGUGGAGGCGAGAUCCUUCACCAGCGAGAUCCUUCACCAGUGCUCUGGUUGCACCGUGAGACGGCGGCGGUGGUGGUUGGGCAGGGGAGAGCAGAAGCUGCAUGAAUAGGGUGCAGAUUCAGCCAGCUUGUCGUCACCAUUGUCAGCAGUGUCCCAUUCCGGUCCAGUCCGCUGGACCUGGGCCGGCAGGCGCGAGCUGUUGACCUUGAUGCUGUAGCCAAUCAGCUGUGCUUUUCAGCAGAUUUCCCAUGUUCCUCUGGUGCUGCUUCCUGUAUCCUCCUGUGCCGCCCACGCACUGCGAUUAUUAUUUUUCUCUUCAUUUAUUCCCGUCUCUAUCCUAUACGCUUGUGUUUGCGGUCAGGAAGUGAGACAUCACAGGUAAUGUAAUUCCUGUGUUCACUAUGGGACAAGCAAGUGAGAGUGAGACAGAACUUUGCACAUGAUCCGAGUGACGUACCCAAGCCAUUUAUGCCUACCUGUGUCACUUUAGGCUUGUCCAAUUAUUUUUUUUUUUCUACUUGCCGUCAUUUCUGUGCAGUUGUGGUACAUUAGGUUUCUUCGGCAAUCUGCAGCAGGUUGAGUGUGUAUUACAUGCAUGCGUAUCUGUCUGAUGCUCACAGAACAGUGCUUGGGUUGAGCUUAUGGCCAACAUUUUUCUUAUUUCUUAUCUCCUUUGUCUGUCAGCUUUUAUCCAAAUCGGGGGCAGCGGUGCUCCCCGCUGUCAGAUAAGGUCCUGCUUCUUUGACCUUGAAUCAUCUGACAGUGCCUCAGUGGCACUUUACCCUCGUGUGCAGGCUACCGCAUACCGGCCCCGAUCUGCCGUUGAGAACCACAGCGGCUUAUAGCUGCGGCCCAGCGGGAGAUGUGUUUAUAAUGCAGAUUACCACACAGAAAAGGCACAUUUUAAUGCCAAGACUUCAUCACGUUCUGUGAUUUAUAAGUGCUCUCAUCCAGGUUGCCCCCUUCCCUGUGCUCUUAGAGGGAUUGCAGGUUCCCUGGGACCCUGUAGAUCAGUGUUUCCCAAUCCGGUCCUCGGUCCCACAGACAGCCCAUGUUUUUGCUACCUACCGGGAGCUAGGAGGCAGCAGAACCGUGGACCGCCUUGAGUGUCUGAGGACCAGACUUGGAAAGCACUGCUGUUGUGAUUAAACAGACAUGAAUGGAUAGACAUACUAACCAUUUUCACCCUGGUUCUGCACUUCAUUCCACUCAAGUCCUACACUUCAGUAUGGAAUAUUUUAUGUUGCACAACUGACUUAAUCCAUAGCCGAUUUACAUUAUGUAAAACUGAUCGUGUCAGUUAAGAAUGCAAUGCAUAGUAAGAUAUAAGAUGUUUUUAAUAAUUUUUACCCGUAAUAAUGAAAGAACACAACCAUUGCCCUACUGGCUGGUUGGUUUAAAUUAACAAAAAAAAUUGCAUAAUUUUAUGUUUGAUUAAAUGAAGUGAACAAAGAAAUUCAGCUUUUUCCUAAUUACUAUAAGGUACAUGUAUGACUUCAGUCAUGCAACUAAUUUAAUAAACAGGAUAUUUUUGGACUUAACAUGAGUUGGAAUGAAGCUGAUUCACAGUGCAGCUUCAGAGCCAGAUGCAUAAACUGCAGCUUAGUACUGCCACGUCCACGUGACUCUGUACUUACCUAAGCAAACUUUAGCAUUAUUAUAAAAAUCCAUUGGCGAGUGCUGUGAAGACAGGCAUCAUCUCUGACACUAUUAUCCCGGUGAUUUAUGAUUGUGUAAUCUCUAACUGAUCUGGGAUCAGCGGCUGCUGAGUCCUGUCUGUGUCAUCAGUACCAUAGCAAGGCACUGCCUGUGAUUCCUCCCGUGCAAUGAGAACCCAGGGGUAGCAAACCGAUCACCCAGGAGACCCCAUCGCCGAUGGUGAAAAAACUCAACAGGCCUCUUGUGUUAUUCGGAGAGCUCGGUAUGAUCAGGGUUCAGGGGCGACAGGGCUACUUACGGGUUUAUUUUAGGCACGUUUACAUGGUCAUGAUCAUAGAAGCCACGCACAACGGACCCAUCACCAGUAUAUCCAAGGUGAGCCCACAUACUGUGACCCUAAAUGUCACACCUUGGAACUGGGACACUGAAUGUUAAAAGGCAUGAAUUGUAUUUUGUAAUACUGGAAUGUGAUUUUUUUUUUUUUUUUGCACAGUCGUUAAAAGCUUUUAUUCCUUCUUGAUGAAUAUUGGGACUGCUGAGCUGCUUUGUGUAAUGAAACAUAUGAGCAAUUUUGUUUUUGUUCUCGAUCAAUCUGAUGUUUUAUUCUUACAUGGGUACUGAUCCGUAACUUGUUUUUACAAAUUACUCGGUAGUGGUGGUCGGAUUUCUGAUUUGUUUAGGUGCCGUUUCUUCUAUGGUUCCUUCCAGUCGAUUUUCGUUUAACCGUCAUAAGCAAACGUGUAAAAAAUUAAAUAAAAUAAUAGCCUGUUGUGUCCUUGAUCGAUUGGAGGGGUGGAGUGAGACAGGUGACACCUUUUUUGUUUUUUAACUCGCUGCUCUCUAAAUGUAGGGUGUGGUAGCCAUGGAAACCAAGCCAUCGCAGCCUCCAGGUUAUGUCCUGCAACAUCCCAGUUCUUCACGAUUUAGUGAGGACAACAGCUAGGGGGCGCUAACCGUGAAGGUUGUGUUUCACACUAAAUAAAAGAUGAACCCUGAAUUCA
Brienomyrus brachyistius is the source of this 5169-nucleotide messenger RNA. RefSeq names its product kinesin light chain 1b (gene klc1b). Gene Ontology annotation, cellular component: cytoplasm; kinesin complex; membrane-bounded organelle. The record is from RefSeq and is a predicted model, not a curated record. Gene Ontology annotation, molecular function: kinesin binding. The coding region runs from base 364 to 2253 and encodes 629 amino acids. NCBI's taxonomy places the organism in Eukaryota, Metazoa, Chordata, Actinopteri, Osteoglossiformes, Mormyridae. Gene Ontology annotation, biological process: microtubule-based movement. The transcript is spliced from 16 exons.